CUGAUGACUUAUUCAAAUACUAAUCUAUCUUUUAUGACCACUAUUUUAUGAUCUAAAAAUACAAAGAUGAAAGAUCUGUGAUAAUGCAUAUGAUGACUGUGUUACUAUAAAAAGAUAAACAUUACAAAGAGAUGUGUGCUUGGAAAGAAUAGUAAGUAUCGUAUUGUGAUUCACCUGAAACAGACUGACCUGUCAGUACCCCCCUAAGAGUUGACAGUCGCUAGCAGUUAAAGAUGCCGAUGAAGGAUAGACUGAACGAACUGCAUCAGAAUAUGAAGCUAUUGGAAACAGAGGCCAAACCUGUUAUGUGGACCAAGAGAAAAAAAAUGGACACAGGUCAGACAAUGCAUGCGUACCUACAGGACGCUAACCAGAUAGAAUCGGAACUGACUAAGAUGAAAGCCGACGUGGCCGAACUGAAUAAACUCCAACAAGACAUGGUCAACUGUCCAUUUCAGGACAGGGCACGCGUUACCAGAUACGAGUCCCUGGGAGAGCGGGUGCGGCUCGACUCCACGAAGAUAGGCGCCUCUUUAAAACAGCUGGAACAACAAUAUCAGCUCCCGCAUCUAUCAGACGAUGGCGUAUUCAAGCGUGUCAGGACGCAACAAAUGAACCGCCUGACUGCGGAACUCAAUAUCAUCAGCAACGACUUCUUCAGAAUCCAAGCAGAAUACCUGGACAAAAUGAAGUCACGUUUGCGUCGUCAGCUGAUCGCAAAGGGAGAAACGGUCGAUGAGUCCAAGCUAGACUCAAUCACUGACCAGAACAGCUAUUCAGUGUUUACUGAGAACUACAUCAUUGACGUCCACAAUGCGGAGAAAACACUCAGAGAUCUAGAAGAUCGCCAAAAGGACAUUCUGGCACUUGAGAAAAGUAUUUCAGAUGUGAACCAGCUAUUUCAAGAGAUGAACCUGCUGGUCACAACUCAGGGAGAGACUUUGGACACGAUUGAGCUUGCUAUCGAAGAAACUGACCAAUGUCUUCAAAGAGGAGCGGAACAUUUAGGCGAGGCGGUACAGAGUAAGAGGAAAUUCUUCAGAAAGAAAUGUUGUUGCAUUGCCCUUGGGGUUACACUUGGGGUAGUUAUUUUUCUGAUCAUCGUCAUAACUUUGAUUCAACAAAACGUUUGAAAGACAUGUACCUUAAAAAAAUAACUGCUCCAGCUCUGGGUUCAGCUUUCUGAAUAGCCCAGGUGUGUAAGUUGGUGGGUAUAUGGAUUGUUCAUCAACUUAUAUAGAUCAGGAAUUAAGCUCAGAAUUCAACAAUUGUUAUGGGCCGUUCAUAUUUUUCUUAUAACAUUCGCUGCUUGGAGAUAGAGGAAUGUGCUUCUCUAAGUUGACUCGCCAGAAUGCAGUCAACAGACUGUAAUGUCAGAUUAACAGAACACACAUUUACCAAAAACACAGUGAUAACACGCAAGAACACGCACAAACACACAUAAAUACAACACACACAUGCAGCAUGGAUAAUUUAAACACACCACGAGCACACCACGCAAGGUAUGUUAUUUGCUAAGAUGGUUGCAUUAGGUAUAGCCAUAGUUCCAGGAGUGGCACCACUUUGUGUUGUGCGUGUGAUUUGGGCACGAGUUUGUUUGAGACGUAAAGAAUCCGUGGCACCCAGCUCCAUGGGGCCCUUGAUGUGCAUAGUGUUUAUUGAACAGGUAAAUGUGACGAUGUGACGAGGGAAAAUGCCCAAGAGAGGUCUUCGGGUGUUUUAAGUUGGACAGUAAGCUUUCAAUUUGUUUUCGAAAUUCCUGAUUGAUGUCUUAAGAUGUGUGUCGUCUAAAAUCCAUUCUCAUCUUAUAUUAACACGGAUAUUUAAAGACAAAAUGAAAUUUUGUUCUGUUGGGACUCUUUUUUUAUGAUCGUCUGCAACUUAUGAGAAAUCUGAAUUAGACCCAAGAACGUUGUUAAAAAAAAAAACCCAGCAACUUUAAUUUGGAAAAGACACGUCUAAUUACGAGGAUAUUUUUUCCUCAUUCUCGGUAUAAGAAAUGUUAUACAUGCAUUUGGAUUGUUUUGAAUGCUAUAUACAACAUCUAAACACUUGUGAAUGUUGUAAAUACAACUUAAAAACAAUG
Messenger RNA from Biomphalaria glabrata, 2086 nucleotides. RefSeq names its product syntaxin-11-like. The record is from RefSeq and is a predicted model, not a curated record. The transcript is spliced from 2 exons. The coding region runs from base 234 to 1133 and encodes 299 amino acids. Gene Ontology annotation, molecular function: SNAP receptor activity; SNARE binding. Gene Ontology annotation, cellular component: SNARE complex; plasma membrane; endomembrane system. Gene Ontology annotation, biological process: exocytosis; intracellular protein transport; vesicle fusion. Lineage: Eukaryota; Metazoa; Mollusca; Gastropoda; Planorbidae.